AGACUAUAGCCGGGCAUCUUCAUCAGGACCAUCAGUUGGGCGAACGCCUCAGUCAGCGACUCAUCGUUCAAUUUUUUGGGCUAACUUAACAUUUUUUUGUUGGCUGUCACAUCAGCAGCGUCUCUAUACGAAACCGUGGAUCCCGCGUGUGCGUGUGUGUGGUCAGCGCAAUCAUCGCGUGUGCGUGGAUGCAGCCCAUCCAUCACUGCGUUUCGCGGUGGCGAAAUUCAAUUGCAAUCAAUAUACACCGCGAAUAGACUGUUGGACUAUAAAACAUUUCGAACCAAAUAAAUUAAAAAAUAAAAAGAAGAGGAUUUUGCAGUUGACAUUCUACCAGUAUCGUCGGGCUUCAUCACAAGCCGGAAUCAUUAACCGUCAUAGGGUACAGCUGGAAAAGCAAAUUCUCCUUUCAUCAUCAUCAGGGAAGACAAACAUUUUGACAAGAAUAGAAAUUGACAUCAAAGAAAGAUGGCACGAGGCUCUCCCCACUGGCAUUUUUCUGAUUUCUGCAGUUGGAAUAACCCGAGCAUCGCACGCCACAUCGGCUAACCAGAUCCAGGUGGAAUCACACGAGGAUUAUCAUAGACCGUUAAUCGUUUGCUGUGUCUGCCUGACGUCGGACGAUAAUAAACACGGGCCCUUCACUUAAUUCAGCGUCAUGACUUCGGAUAGCGACUGGUUGGAUCAGACUUCCGACAUGACGGAAGACGCAGGAAGUGGCGCUGAUAAAGCUCUGUUGGACGAUAUCGUGGGCUUGGAGGAGCUAAUGGCCCUCAACAUCACCAACGAGAACGAAUUGGACUGUUUGUUUAACUUCUUACGCCAACCCUAUCCACCGGAAGGCUUUGAAACUGUCACCGCUUUCUGCAACAGCACCUGGGACGGCCUCAGUUGCUGGCCCACAACGCUGGCCGGCUCCACAUCCGUUUUGCCGUGCGUAGAUGAGCUGAACGGCAUCAAAUACGACACGUCACAUAAUGCGACGAGGGUGUGCCAGCCGAACGGGACGUGGGCGAAUUACAGCAACUACCGGUCGUGCGUCCCGUUGUCGACCGAUUUCGGAGGUGCAACUCCCGAAUACGGCGUCGGCAUCAGCGAGGACACGACCACCAUCUACUUCACUGGUUACACCGUCUCCAUCGUGGCCCUCACGCUCGCCAUCUGGAUCUUUAUUCACUUCAAAGACCUCCGCUGCCUGCGCAACACAAUCCAUACACAUUUACUCAUCACGUACAUCAUGGCCGAUCUUCUAUGGAUCGUCACGGCUACUUUGCAGCUGUACCGUGGCGAGACCAACAAAGGAUCGUGCAUCAUCGUCAUUUUCCUGCACUACUUCCAUCUGACCAAUUUUUUUUGGAUGUUUGUCGAAGGUUUUUACCUCUACAUGCUCGUCGUGGAGACGUUCUCUGCCGACAAGAUCCGGUUGCGCAUCUACGCCCUUAUCGGCUGGGGCAUACCGCUACCUGUCGUCAUCGUUUGGGCCGUCGUCAAAGCCAACUGGUUCACCUACACGUCCACCGAAGGCCACAAGCUGGACCUGGAAUCGUUCUUGGCCAGCUGUCCAUGGAUGGCGGCCAACAGCUACGACUGGAUCUACAUGACGCCGGCUAUCAUCGUUCUCUUCGUCAACAUUCUCUUCCUUGUCAAGAUAAUGUGGGUUUUGAUAACGAAACUGCGCUCCGCUAAUUCAGUCGAAACUCAACAAUACCGUAAAGGAAGCAAGGCCCUUUUGGUGCUGAUUCCGCUCUUAGGACUCACCUACGUCCUGGUCAUCGCCGGACCGACCGAAGGUCUCAUCGCCAUUUACUUCUCGCACAUUCGAGCUGUUCUUCUUUCCACACAGGGGUUCCUGGUGACCCUGUUCUUCUGCUUCCUCAACACGGAGGUACGCAACACAUUGAGGCAUCACUGGACCAGGUGGAGAACCACCAGUCGCUGGCUGGAACAUUCCCAGAACCACAGCAGCCGAAGUAAUAGGUGUGGCGCGGCGUUAAACAGCAAACGCAACUCCAAGGAUGGAUCUCGAGCUCCAUCCGAGAGCACCAGGCUGUACAGCAACUUUCCGGAUCGGAAUCACGGCAAGCGUGAUUCGUCGUUCAGCGAAGUGACGACGGUUGCGUCAUUCGCUCCCAGUUCAGCCAUCCAUUUGAAUAACUUGGGGCCGUUCAACACAAACGCAGGUCAUCAGGCAGCAAAACCGCACGGAGCGUCGACUGUUUUGCUGACCGACAACGGCGGCCUGGCCAGCACAGUAACAACCGUCAACCGAUACGCCGAUGAAUGCGGUGACAGCUGCGAUACUAACCUGCUCGUCAAGGAAAACCAGGUCUGAACGCAUUUUUGGGACAACAACGCAGAAGAUAAAAAUAGCACAGAUCCAUAAAAGAAAAGAAAAGAGGAAACUUGACGCGACUUUCUGUCCUAAAACAAUCAAUUUCUUCGGAAAUCCUCGUAAGAAAACAAAACAAAUUCAAAAAAAAAGAAAAAAGAAAAAAAAAGGAAAAAAAACGAAAAUGGACGCGGACCACGGACGGACCACAAACUGGGUAAUGAUGAACGCGCGGCUAGUGACCAACGCGAUGGAAAGAAAACACUCGUAAGUCUGUAGGGUAUAUACAUAUACAAGAGAAAGGGGAUACAAGGAACCAAACAAUCAUCACACUUUUACAUACACACACAUUUAUUCACGCAGCGGACGGCGGCUUGUUAUUGUUUUCCUUCCUACACUUCACUCUCUCUCUCCUUUAUGGCAACACGUUCCCUUAGUUUUCAAUAUUAUUUUUUUUUGUUUUCUUCUUCUUCUUCUUUUCUCUCGUUCGUAUUUUUUACUGAUGCGAUCUAUUUACAUUCGUCGAGUUUGCGCAAGGCUCAAUUGUAUGUGUACGUUGCCAAUGUGGUGUCUGUGUGUACUCAUUCUCUCGCGCUCCCGUACUUUAUAAGCCACAUCGCGUUUGCUAUGAUUGUUGAGUGCUAGCUGCUUUUGUAUAUCUAGUGCGGCACUCUCUCUUCUAUGUAGACACAGUCUAAGAAAACAACAACAAAAAAAAGAGAGACGCUUCUAUUUCAUCCGCCACCAUCCGUCAAAUCGAAUCUUGCGCGGAUGGAAUGUUUAUGCUGCCUUUUCUCGCCAUUUUCACAUCAAUCCGUCAGCAGCGUUUUUUUUUUAAGUAUCAGAUAGAGCUCGUGUGUUCCUCUCCACUUAGAUUUUUCGUUUGAUUGACUCGUACACAACUAUACGUACCAAUACUGAUGUAUAUAGUCAUAUGCCUGCCUAGACAUUGGGAUAUAAUCGGCUUCCGUUGUCGCUGCUUUUCGCUCUUCCGUUGAAGCGUAGUUCCAUUGUGCCGCUCUAUUCAGUACGAUGAAUAUAAUAUGUCGCGCGUGCAGCAUUAAUAUCGAUCUAAUCGUCGUUACUUGUCAUCUUGUGGUUGUGUUGUAUUUCAAAGUAGGAAAGAAAGAAAAAAAAAUGAGAGGGGAGAUAUUACGCUUGACCUCCACGCUCAUGUUUUGUGAAUUUCAUCAAAGGUUAUUAUUAAACAUCUCUUAGAUCCUUACGCAGCAGUUUCACUAUGGUAGACACGUGUGCUGGAUUUCGUUUCAAUUCGAGCCACACACCAAAAAAAAAAAUGUCUUUUAUUUCUUUUUUUUUUUUUAUUAUUAUUUUUUUGAUAUUCCAAAUCAGCAACUCUUUCAACCGCACGUGUCCGUUCCAAAAGAGGAAAAUGACGAGCCCAUGUUUACUACUAUUUUCUAUUCUUCCGCGUUUGGUUACUUUCCAUGCCCAAUCAAACGUGUUUACAAACCGAACUGUGUGCAUAUACGGUCGAUCUAGUGGCCCGAGAGUAAUCUGUAAGCCUGCGAGAGAGCUCACAGAAUUGUGCUGAUCCAUUGCCCGUAGGUGAAUAUAAAUGCGAGAUGGGACAAAAGACGAGGAACCGAUCCGUCACUGACGUAGCAACCCAUUAACCAAAGUGAAGGGCACUGCAUAUUUGAGGACAGCCUAUCUGUCUUGUUUGUCGACAGCUGCUACCGAGCCGCUACGCAUCAAUUCCAGACUGGAGGUGUUGUGUUGUGUAUAUUGACUGUACGCGUUAAUAGAAACCCACAUAAUAACUGUUGAUUGCUAACUUUGUGGCACACCGUCGAACAGAAUCAGAGUAUUUCAUUAUAUUCCUUGUCCCCCAACAGCCAGUAAGCCAGACAGAUGAAUCUUCUGUACCUGUGAUAUACAACAACCGCGUAAAAAAACAGCCAAAUUCAUUCAAAUAAACCCAACGUACCUUUUAUCGAACUAUGUAGCAUUUUUCUGUGUCCUUUCAUAUCGAAUCAAUCAACAACAGAGACUCACCUUCUCAUAUUUACAGCAGACUCUCUUUCCUCUCUCGUCUUGUGUAUUGUUACCGUACGUACAGCAACUUGUUCUGGUCCUUUUUGGUCUUGAUUAAUCACCAUCGUGUUUUAUAACGUGUACUGCUGUGUGUAUCGUGUUGAUGGCACUGACCGAACGAGCCAGUCCACCUGCUAUAUUUUCUUUUGUUUUGUUUUUUGUCAUUGGCCAAAAGAAUAUUAUGUAUCCACAUUUUUCAGUUGUCGUCUCCAGUUUUCAACUCUUAGUCUUGCGUAUAUAUUUUAACCCACCGGACGAUUCGUUAUUUCUCGUGAUCAUACACACACACACACCCACCAAAAGUCCGUCGUUCGCACACUGGCACAAUCACACGCCCACCUAUACACACACACACACACACAUACACACACAUACAAAUAUGUACACGCUGUCAAGAAUACUUGGGGGGGUUCUCUCUUUCUCUUGUUGAACAUUGAUGAUGAAUUAUGUGUAACCAACUAUUAUACACAUACGAUGUGCCACGCGUUCCGCACCUAUAUCUAUGUACCUUUUUUUUAUUACUAUUUUGUUUUCCCCCCGAGCUGUCGCUUGCCGGGGGAAGGGAACGUGCUCCUCCAAGAUCUAUACACACACACCAACUGCUUCGGAACUCAAUAUAAAUGUCUAAUGCUCUAGAGUCUGUUGUAUCUAUACCUAUCUAUCGUUGGAUGUCUCAACGCACACCAUUAAACACGUUGGCAACAUCGAUGUUAACGACGUCGACCGUCUACGGCGUAGGCUGGGAAACGAUCGUGGCGUCGUGCAAAAAUUGCAUGUCGCUAUUGCCGUCACUGCUAUGUACCACACCGUGUAUAAUUAUUCAUCCGUUCAUUUCGUUUAUUGUGUCAUGUUUGUUCGUUCGUUUUCGUUUCGUUCGUUCGCGUCUUGUUGUCACAAUGUCGUCAUCGCACACAUAUAUACGCACAGGCACGUGCAGAUGCUUCGCUAUACAUAUACAAUUAUACAUAACUAUAUACAUUUACAUAUGCAGUAUAUAUGGAAAUAUACCUAUUCAUGAUGUGACUGUAAAA
Messenger RNA from Daphnia magna, 5418 nucleotides. RefSeq names its product diuretic hormone receptor. The record is from RefSeq and is a predicted model, not a curated record. NCBI's taxonomy places the organism in Eukaryota, Metazoa, Arthropoda, Branchiopoda, Diplostraca, Daphniidae. The transcript has 12 exons. Gene Ontology annotation, cellular component: plasma membrane. Gene Ontology annotation, molecular function: peptide hormone binding; diuretic hormone receptor activity; G protein-coupled peptide receptor activity. Gene Ontology annotation, biological process: cell surface receptor signaling pathway; adenylate cyclase-modulating G protein-coupled receptor signaling pathway. The coding region runs from base 659 to 2332 and encodes 557 amino acids.